Messenger RNA from Anopheles moucheti, 834 nucleotides. RefSeq names its product UPF0545 protein C22orf39 homolog. NCBI's taxonomy places the organism in Eukaryota, Metazoa, Arthropoda, Insecta, Diptera, Culicidae. Bases 48 to 524 code for a protein of 158 amino acids. The transcript has 2 exons. The record is from RefSeq and is a predicted model, not a curated record.
GAUGAAUGAAUGAAUCAAUGUUGUAACGAAACGGUGUGCAACUUAGCAUGUCUGCAAUAUAUGAAGCCGCCACUGCCAUCAAACCCAAAACAGCCGAGGACGAGCAAGUGUUGAAAAACCUGUGGUCGAUCCGACCGUGUUACUUAUAUAAUGAAGAGUACGAAGACUGUACAAGCAUCAAGGCCCGGUUUAAUCAAUACUUCAUACACGGCGAAUCGAUCGACUGCAAUCAGUGGAAGCGUGAUUUCGAUAGCUGUGUACGGUUUGAGAAGAAUGCAACGGAUACGAAAAGUGCACUGGAGCUAAUACAAAGCGAACAGAUGCGGCGCGAAGAACGAAUGCGUGCCCAUUACAGCAAUAACGUGUGGACGAAGCGACAGGCUCCACCGGACGAUUGGUCCAAACCACUGCCGGAACAUAUGCAAAAGGAAUACGAAAGCACGUUCCUAGCCGCAAAAGCCAAAGAACGACGCGAAGGUUCACAAACACCGGAUUCGGAGACUUCCUCCUGUGCUAUAAUGUGAACCACGCUAUCACCAACGUAAACAAAAACGGUGCAUUUCUAAUCAUCCUUUCCGAGUUGCGACAUUCGUUUGAUUGAUGGUUGAAAAAAUAUAUGUAUUUCAUAAAAUUAAAACAAUAUUGUUCGGGAUAAAAUAAUAACUUACAUACUUGCGGUUAAAUACGGCGUGCUUACAUCACUUAAACUACGUUGUCCGUUUUUACUACCGGUUGCGGUAUCGUCGUUCCGUCUGCUGUUUCCAUUCCUUGCUCAACCGGUAGGAGAUUGCGGUGCGAUUUCUUGUGUAUCACUACGUUGUAGCUUUUAUUGAA